CUUUCGCCCUGAUUGCUAUUGGAUGGUUGUGGUGAAGCAUAUAUUGUGAUGGAACGCUUAAUAUCUUUAUUGUGGAAAUUAUUGGAGAGAAGAGCAGAGGUAAUGUGUUUUAAUUCUGGGUUCAGUGACUCUGGCUGAGAUAGUUUUACGGCUCUGUCAACAAGAGAGUUGGGCUGGAUGGUGAUGUGACAAUGCAUUAAGAUAUAGGUUUGUGUGCAUAAGUUUUCUGUAAACACAAUGACAUAAUGUUAGGUCUGAUUUUCUAGUGAUAAAAAUAUCUAAGAAUGGGAGGUUAUUAUUAGUUUUUAAUUCACUGGUAAAACCUAUGUUGGGGUGUAUAGACAUUUAAACUUGCCACUGUUGUCCUUCCUUACAUUCAAAACAUCACUGACAACAUACCAAAAGUCCUAAAGAAAUACAGCGUCGAAACCAGAUUUACCACUUGUCCCAAAAUCUCUCAACAUCUUCGUUCCGUCAUAUCCAAAAUUCCGUUUGUGAUGAGUUUACAGCAUUCUAUGCAUACAUGUGAUAAAAAAUACAUUAGAGAGACGGGACGAAAAAUAUCAACUAGGCUCCAAGAACAUGAAAGAGCCUUAAGACUAAGACAAAUAAACCCACCGGUAGUUGCCGAACACACUCACGAAAGCGAUCAUAAAAUUCUAUUCGACAAAAUUAAAAUUCUGGCAUGGAAUUCUUCUACUAACGAGAAAUCCGCGAGUCUAUAGAAAUCUAUGAGCAACCUAACAAUCUUAACAGCGACUCAAUGUUUUACCUGUCACCAAUAUGGGAAUCAGUCAUCCAAGACGGUGCUUAAGCCGCUCAUUUGGCUCCGCCCCAUUCAAACAAUAUAUUAGCGGAUACAGUUAAGCUCUGAAGAAGUCAACGGGAUAGUUGGCGAAACGUCAGCAAGUUUGUUUCACCUAAAACCGACGCAGGAGGAAUCCAGAAGUUAAGUAAUUAAUAUAUAACUACAAAAAUAAUAAAAUAUACCUUAAUAUAAACUGUGUAUUAAUAAGUCUUUACUUCUGAUUGUAGAUCGAUCAAGCAGUUCCCCUAACCAAUUACCGACAGCACCGCAGAUAUUGCCUCAAAAUUAUUAUGGCAGGAUUUUUGACCACUUUACCCAUCAUUUUCUUCAACAUGGCGGUAAUAAGCACAAUAGACCCUCGCUCCGUGUUUAAGUCUAUCGCCUUCGACGUAUUAAAUUUAAUCUUUUUGUGCCACGGCUAUUUGCUGAUGCAUCUGGUGUUUCUUAUACGAAUCAGGCUGAUGGCGCUUAACGCAAGUCUGCUGGUCGAAACGGAAAGGUUGAAAUCUAUUUCGGAAAUGGUUUGGGUUGUGCCGAAUAGAAGCGAUAAAUCUGCAGUCGAUAAUAUUCUGAAGCUGCUGGGGUCUUACCGGCUGAUUCAGAAGCUGGCUCUCACUUACAAUAACAGAUAUUCAGUGGAUAUGCUGCUAAUCGUGAUGACCAGUGUGGUGUACUUAGUGUUGAUUCCUACCAGGUUUCCGGAGCCAAACAAAAUUUUAACAAUCAGCCGCAGUAUCUUAGAAUUUCUGGUUCAUAUGGGUAGACUGUUGAUGAUAGCUGAGUCGUGUUAUCGUUGUAGCAGAGAAGUAAUGCUGGUUGGUUGCUUAAAAAGGUGAAACACAUUUAUUCUUCUAAGCACAGAAGACUAAAACUAUCGCACUGGACUUUGGAUGUCGACGGCUCUACUAGAGAAGCGGUAAAUUGUUGGGGACAUUAUUGGAUGUCGGUGAUAUAUUAGGUUAAUUUUCAGUUUUUGGACUUUAGUAAGAAGAUACCCACAUACGAAAUAAUAUUUUCAGUUUGCGGACUAUUUGUACUGAACCGUAAGCGAAUCUAUAAGCGACUCUGAUGCGAUGCAGAACUGAAACCGCAGAUGAUUGAUUCAGGUGUUUAUGGAAUUGGUUUUAAAAUGGCAGCGCUAAUUGCUACGCAACUCAUUUGUUUGCUCAACAACAACGUUUGCAUUUCACCUCGUUUUAGUAGUAAAACGAAAUCUUCAAAAAGUGUAUUCUCCUAGCUUAGUUCACUGUGGUUUAUUAAAGCUAAUUAAAAUAAAUACAUGUCUCUGACAUUCUAUGGUAACACGAAUAAUCCUUUUAUAUUCAUAUGUGAUCGUACUUUCACUGCCAACCGAAUGUGGCAAAAUGGGGAUCUGCAAAGAAAAUUUGUAAAGAUGCAAGAAGAAUUGUGGAAACUGACACACAAGAAUUGUCAAAUUGCAACAGGUGAAAAAGGACUACAGAGGAGUUGUUAAUAUUAACGUCAACUAACCAAAGCUAUUUUUAUCGUUUUUUGUU
Messenger RNA from Cylas formicarius (sweet potato weevil), 2325 nucleotides. RefSeq lists its product as uncharacterized. Lineage: Eukaryota; Metazoa; Arthropoda; Insecta; Coleoptera; Brentidae. Bases 1099 to 1644 code for a protein of 181 amino acids. The record is from RefSeq and is a predicted model, not a curated record. The transcript has 2 exons.